CAGGUACAUUAGCUAAGAGGCCAAAAUGUUGAGGGGGGAAAAUGACUGUAAAACAAUCUGAGACUGCUCAAAUGUGUACCUGCUAAGAAGUUUUACCUGACACUUACUGACCUCUUGAACUCUUGUGGAUUUACACAACAGAUUGAGACAGAAGGAACGAAAGACAUAGACAAGUAAUAGGAAAAGACCUAGCAGAGCAAAAUGUGGAUUCUUGAGUCACUGUGAGGACCUUCACAUGACUUCUAAUGUCGAAAUUCUAAACCAGAAACAUGGUCAUUCUGCAACAGGGAGACUAUGUCUGGUUGGACCUAAGAACGGGCCAUGAGUUUGAUGUCCCUGUUGGUGCCGUGGUCAAACUCUGUGACUCGGGUCAAAUCCAGGUUCUUGAUGAUAAAGGAAAGGAGCAUAGGAUCUCUCUUCAGAAUGCUACAAACAUUAAGCCUAUGCACCCAACCUCUAUUCAUGGCGUGGAGGACAUGAUCCGUCUUGGAGACCUAAAUGAGGCUGGAAUCCUCAGAAAUCUGUUGAUCCGGUACAAUGACAGGGUUAUAUAUACAUACACUGGAUCCAUCCUGGUAGCAGUGAAUCCGUAUCAGCUCCUGCCCAUCUACACACCUGACCAGAUCCGGCUCUACACGAACAAAAAGUUAAGAGAAAUGCCCCCCCAUAUUUUUGGCAUUGCGGAUAACUGCUAUUUCAAUAUGCAAAGAAACAGCAAGGACCAGUGCUGUAUCAUCAGUGGUGAAUCUGGAGCUGGAAAGACCGAAAGCACCAAGCUAAUCUUACAGUUCCUGGCGGCUAUAAGUGGCCAACACUCUUGGAUUGAGCAGCAAAUUCUGGAGGCCAAUCCUAUUUUAGAAGCGUUCGGUAAUGCUAAGACCAUACGCAAUGAAAAUUCCAGCCGAUUUGGGAAAUACAUUGAUAUUCACUUCAACAAGCGGGGAGCUAUCGAGGGGGCAAAGAUCGAGCAGUAUCUGCUGGAGAAAUCUAGAGUUUGCAGACAGGCACCUGAAGAGAGGAACUACCACAUUUUCUACUGCAUGUUUGCAGGCAUGAGCCCUGAUCAGAAGACUAAAUUAGGUCUCGGUCUGGCUACAGACUACAUAUAUCUAACUAUGGGUAACUGUACAGUAUGUGAAGGGAGGAAUGAUAUGAAGGAAUAUUCCAGCAUCCUGUCUGCCAUGAAGGUCCUGAUGUUUACUGACAUUGAAAACUGGGAGAUCUCCAAACUGCUGGCUGCCAUCCUGCACAUGGGCAAUCUACGCUAUGAAGCUCGAACCCUUCAGAAUCUGGAUACCUGUGUAGUGGUGCGCUCACCUGACCUGGCCAAAGCAGCAACACUACUGAAGGUGGAUCCUCAAGACGUCAUGACAUGCCUGACCACACGCACACUUAUCACCAGGGGCGAGAGUGUGUCCACCCCUCUGAGUGCGGAGCAGGGUCUGGACGUCCGUGAUGCAUUUGUCAAAGGAAUCUACGGGAGGUUGUUUGUGUGGAUAGUGGAUAAAAUCAAUGCCGCCAUCUAUAGGGCUUCUUCUUCUGAAAACAAAGCUUGCCGCAGGUCUAUCGGCCUCCUUGACAUAUUUGGCUUUGAGAAUUUCACUGUUAAUAGUUUCGAGCAGCUGUGCAUCAACUUUGCGAACGAGAACCUGCAGCAGUUCUUCAUUCGACAUGUUUUCAAGUUGGAGCAGGAGGAGUACAACCUGGAGGAUGUCAACUGGCAGCACAUCGAGUUCACCGACAACCAGGAUGCCUUGGACAUGAUUGCCAUGAAACCUAUGAAUAUCAUUUCCCUGAUUGAUGAAGAGAGCAAGUUUCCAAAAGGAACAGAUGCUACAAUGCUGAACAAGUUAAACUCCCAGCACAAACUAAAUACCAACUACAUCCCUCCUAAGCACAGUCACGAGACAAAGUUUGGCAUUCAGCACUUUGCUGGAGUGGUGCACUAUGAAACUAAAGGUUUCCUGGAAAAAAACAGGGACAGCCUACACAGUGACAUCAUCCAACUGGUGCAUUCGUCCAAAAACAAGUUCAUCAAGCAGAUCUUCCAAGCUGACGUUGCUAUGUUUCUAUGUGGCUAUUUGGAGCCCACUACAUCCCUUCAAAAGGGAGUGGAGACCAGAAAACGUUCCCCGACUCUCAGCAGUCAGUUUAAACGAUCGCUGGAGCUACUCAUGAGGACGCUGAGCGUCUGUCAGCCCUUUUUUGUGCGCUGUAUCAAACCCAAUGAACUCAAAAAGCCCAUGAUGUUUGAUAGAGGUCUGUGUGUCAGACAGUUACGCUACUCUGGCAUGAUGGAGACCAUUCGCAUACGCAGAGCCGGAUAUCCCAUUCGCUACACAUUCGCUGAGUUCGUGGACCGCUAUCGGGUCCUGAUGCCCGGGCUCAAACCCGCAUACAAACAGGAAGAUCUGCGAGGUACCUGUCAGAGAAUAGUUGUAUCGGUUCUGCAGAAAGACGAUGACUGGAAGAUAGGAAAGACCAAGAUCUUUCUGAAGGAUCAUCAUGACAUGCAGCUGGAAAUCGAAAGAGAUAAAGCCAUAACAGACAAGGUCAUUCUUAUCCAGAAGGUCACCAGGGGUUUAAAAGAACGAACAAACUUCCUAAAGGUUAAAAGAGCUGUGACAUUAAUCCAGAGGAUAUGGAGAGGCUACAUCUGCAGAAAACGCUACACUGCUAUGCAUGUUGGUUUCUUGCGGCUGCAGGCCUUGUACAGGUCACGAAAGCUGUACUUGGCAUAUCAAACAGCCAGAACACGCAUCACCCUGCUUAAGGCUCGUUGCCAUGGUUUCCUGGUGCGGAGAACGUUCUCCAAACGCUUCCGUGCAGUCCUGACCAUCCAGGCUUCUGCACGAGGAAUGAUCGCACGGAGAAUGUGUAAACGUCUGAGAGUAGAGAGGGAACGCCGGUUAGAGGCUGAAAGACAGCGGUUGGCUGAAGAGGAGCACUUGAGGAACCAGAUGACAGCACGCAGGGCUCGGGCAGAAGCAGAGAGGAAGCACCAGCAGCGUCUGGCCCAGCUCGAUCGAGAGCAGGAGGAGAGAGAGCAAGCGGAGCGAGAUGAGGCCCGCAAGAAAAAGGAGCUGCUGGAGCAGAUGGAGAGAGAGAAACAGGAACCGGUCAAUGACUCGGACAUGGUGGACAAGAUGUUCGGCUUUCUGGGCAAUGCCAACUCCCUCCCCAACCUGGAGGGUGAAGCUCCAGAAGGGUUUGAGGAUCUUGAGAAUGUUCCAGCACAGCUUGAGGAAGAUGUCAUCGAUGAGGCUCUUCAGCUUCCUGAUGAUGAAGAGGAAGACCUAUCAGAGUACACCUUUGCGAAGUUUGCCGCAACCUACUUUCAGGGAAAUUCCACUUAUACAUAUGUGCAGCGGCAACUGAAACAACCUCUGCUGUUUCACGAGGAUGAAGGAGAUCAGCUUGCGGCUCUGGCUGUUUGGAUUACAGUGUUGAGGUUUAUGGGAGAUCUCCCAGAACCCAAAUACCAUAUUAGUAUUAGUGAUGGCAGUGAGAAGAUUCCAGUUAUGACCAAGAUCUAUGAGACGUUAGGAAAAAGGACCUACAAACGAGAGCUGCAGGCCUUGCAGGUGGAUGAGGAGAGUUCCACUAGUGACAUCCGAAAGAGAAACAGUGUUCGGCAUAAGCUAGUGUCACUGACACUGAAGAGGAAAUCAAAGAUCACAGAGGAGGUGGCCAGACGGCUGACAGACAACGAUUACAUCCUACAAGGAAACAGUAUGCUAGAAGACAGGCCCACUUCCAAUUUAGAAAAGCUUCACUUUAUCAUUGGCAAUGGGAUUUUACGCCCCACCCUCAGAGAUGAGAUCUACUGUCAGAUCUGUAAACAGCUGACCCAGAACCCAUCUAAAAGCAGUCACGCCCGUGGCUGGAUUCUCCUGUCGCUCUGUGUCGGCUGCUUUGCUCCAUCUGAAAAAUGUGUCAAAUAUCUGCGGACGUUCAUUAACAGCGGGCCGCCUGAUUACGCACCGUACUGUGAGGAGAGACUGAGACGAACAUUUGUGAAUAAAACAAGAACUCAGCCUCCUUCUUGGCUCGAGCUACAGGCCACUAAAUCAAAAAAGCCCAUCAUGUUGCCAGUGACCUUCAUGGAUGGUACGACUAAGACCCUGCUCACAGACUCCGCCACCACAGCCGAAGAGCUCUGCAAUGCUCUGUCUGAUAAAAUUGGCUUGAAGGAUCGCUUUGGCUUCUCCUUAUACAUCGCUCUCUUUGACAAGGUGUCAUCUCUGGGCAGUGGAAAGGACCAAGUGAUGGAUGCUGUGUCACAGUGUGAACAAUAUGCUAAAGAACAGGGUGCACAGGAGCGAAACGCACCUUGGAGGCUGUUCUUCAGAAAGGAAAUAUUCACGCCCUGGCACAACCCCGCCGACGACAACGUGGCCACAAACCUCAUCUACCAGCAAAUUGUACGCGGGGUCAAAUUCGGGGAGUACCGGUGUGAUGGGGAAGAGGAUCUGAGCGAGCUGGCAUCUCAACAGUAUUAUGUGGACUACGGGUCAGAGAUUCAGCAGGACCGUCUUCUCAGCCUCAUUUCAUCCUACAUACCAGACAGAGAAAUUACAGCCUCCAAGACUGUGGAGAAAUGGGCCUUAAGUAUCAUUGCAGCUCACAAAAAGGGAAUCUACAUGCAGAAGAUGUUCGAUUCGCAGAGGGUUAAGGAGGAGGUGGUGGAUUUUGCUCGGUUUAAGUGGCCUUUGCUUUUUUCACGCUUCUACGAGGCCUUCAAAUUCUCAGGGCCUAGUCUCCCAAAGAAUGAUGUUAUAGUAGCAGUUAACUGGACCGGAGUCUACUUUGUGGAUGAGCAGGAGCAGGUUCUACUAGAUCUUUCUUUCCCAGAGAUCACUGCCGUCUCCAGCAGCAGAGGAGGAAAGCUGCAGGGACAGAGCUUCACUCUGGCCACUAUUAAAGGAGAUGAAUACACCUUUACAUCAAACAACGCAGAAGACAUCCGUGAUCUCGUCGUCACCUUUCUGGAGGGUCUCCGGUCGAGGUCAACAUUUGUGGUGGCGCUGGUGGACAGUCAUUACCUUUCUGAGCAAGACUCUUCAUUCCUGAGUUUCUCAAAGGGAGAUCUGAUCAUUCUGGAUGAUCAUACAGGAGAACAGGUCAUGACCUCAGGUUGGGCUCACGGGAUCAAUGACAGAACAAAGAAGAGAGGAGAUUUCCCAGCAGACUGUGUCUACGUGUUGCCCACCGUUACUAGGCCACAAUGUGACAUUGUGUCUCUGAUCACAAUGUCCCCAGAACAACGUAAGGAAUCUAUACGUGUAUCCCAUCAAAAUCUGCUGGACAGUGGAGAGAAAGUUCAACCUUACACACUGGAGGAGUUUUCCUACGAUCACUUCAGACCUCCUGGCAAGAGUACAUUAAGUCGUGUGAUAAUGACUAAAGGCAGAGGGAAAGAUAAACUGUGGUGCUGUACCAGAGAACCUCUCAAACAACCUUUGCUGAAGAAAGUACUCAGCCAUGAAGAGCUCUCGCAGGAGGCUUGCCAGGCCUUCAUUGCGAUCAUGAAGUACAUGGGCGACUAUCCCUCCAAGAGAAGUCGUUCGGUCAAUGAGCUCACCGAUCAGAUCUUUGAGGAAGCUCUGAAGGCCGAGCCGCUAAAGGACGAGAUCUUCUGCCAGAUCAUCAAGCAACUGACUGAGAAUCAUCUGAAGUACAGUGAGGAAAAGGGUUGGGAGCUGCUCUGGUUAUGCACCGGACUCUUUCCUCCCAGCAACAUGCUGUUUCCUCAUGUCCAAAAGUUCCUGCAAUCUAAAAAGCAUCAUCCUGUAGCCCCAGACUGCAUGCAGAGACUGCAAAAAGCCUUACGAAAUGGUUCCAGGAAGUAUCCGCCUCACCUUGUAGAAGUGGAUGCCAUUCAGCACAAAACCACUCAGAUCUUUCACAAAGUGUACUUUCCUGAUGACACGGAUGAGGCUUUUGAAGUUGAAUCAAGCACAAAAGCCAAAGAUUUCUGUCUGAACAUCGCCGGCAGGAUGAUGCUUCAGUCCUCUGAGGGAUUCAGUUUGUUUGUCAAAAUAUCUGACAAAGUGAUCAGUGUGCCCGAAGGAGAUUUCUUCUUUGACUUUGUUCGACAUCUGACAGACUGGAUCAAAAAAGCCAGAGCUGUGACAGAUGGCACAGUGCCUUCACUGACCUACCAGGUGUUCUUCAUGAAAAAACUAUGGACCAAUACUGUACCAGGAAAAGAUCCCAUGGCUGAUUCCAUCUUCCAUUACUUCCAGGAGCUCCCGAAGUACCUGCGUGGCUAUCACAAGUGCUCUCUUGAAGAGGCGUUCCAGCUGGCUGCUUUAAUUUACAGGGUGAGGUUUGAAGAGGACAAAACACAGUUAUCCAACCUCUCCAAGAUGCUGAAAGAGUUGGUUCCUCAGGACCUGAUACGACAGCUCUCGCCCGACGAUUGGAAACGGGCCAUUAUCACAUACUUCAAUAAACAUGCUGGCAAAUCUCGAGAGGAAGCAAAACUUAUGUUUCUAGAAAUCAUUUACAACUGGCCUACUUUUGGAUCUGCCUUUUUUGAAGUCAAGCAAUCCACAGAUCCAAAUUUCCCAGACGUCCUCUUGAUAGCAAUCAACAAGCUUGGUGUUACUCUCAUUGACCCCAAGACAAAGGACAUUUUGGGGACACAUCCUUUCACAAAAAUCUCCAACUGGAGUAGUGGACAUACCUAUUUUCAUAUAACCAUUGGUAACCUGGUUAGAGGAAGCAAGCUGCUGUGUGAAACAUCACUGGGAUAUAAGAUGGAUGAUCUUCUCACCUCUUACAUCAGUCAGAUGUUGACGACUAUGACCAAGCAGCGCAGUUCACAUGGAAGCAGCAAGUAGAAGAGACUUUCUGUGGUACACUGUUUAUUUACUGUACAAAAAUCCUAUGCAUGUAUUCUUUCAAUACCGUAGUAAUUCAUGCAGGAUUUAUAGAGAACUGGAAUAUUUAUUGGACACAGGUCCUACAGACUGAGCAGAGUUUUACUACAGAGAAGUUUUCACAAUUUCCUAGAAACAAGAUUUAAAAAUGAUGAUAAACUGAAUCUUUGUAGUAUUAUGACUUGUUCAUACUGCAGCCUUAAUUGUAAUUUAUGAGUUUUAAUUUCUAUUAUAGCAACAUUUAACGUCAAUGAAGAACAUGUUUAAUUAUAAUGAUCAGUCCUGAAUCAGACCUGAUUUAGGGGUUUCUGGUGAAUUGUUUUACUGUAUGUCUGGAUAAUUCUGACAUCUCAUUUUGCCAAUUAAAUACAUCAGAUCAGAAUGUUUUUAAAAUGUUUCAAUAUUUGAUUUUGCUACUUCAAAGACUACUUUAUAUUGAUCUUUGUCACAGUAUACAUUUAGGUCAUUUUCAAGCGGACAAUUUCUGUUUGAAUUUGAACUUAUUGGCACAUAAAUGUCACUUUAUUAGUAUUUAUAGUAUAUUUAAUAGUAUAACAUUUGAUUUGGUCUAUUAGAAUGCUUAUUGGGUUUUUGCUAAAUAUAAUUUCACAAUAUUUAAUCUUCAUAAAUGAUU
Molecule: messenger RNA, 7521 nt
Organism: Triplophysa rosa
Lineage: Eukaryota; Metazoa; Chordata; Actinopteri; Cypriniformes; Nemacheilidae
Gene: myo7ab
Product: myosin VIIAb
Exons: 49
Coding region: 270-6848 (2192 amino acids)
Cellular component (GO): cytoskeleton; myosin complex
Molecular function (GO): protein binding; ATP binding; cytoskeletal motor activity
Source: RefSeq, a predicted model, not a curated record